This is a messenger RNA of Paramecium pentaurelia, 5037 nucleotides long. The record is from the annotation of a GenBank genome assembly. Lineage: Eukaryota; Ciliophora; Oligohymenophorea; Peniculida; Parameciidae.
AUGCUGACUGAUUAAUCUGUGAUUACAAAAAGAAUUUAGUCAGUUCAUUUUGGAUAUUAUACAGCAAAAGAAAUAAGAGAAAUGAGUGUUAAAGAAAUAUCAAAUCCCAAAGCUUUUGAUAAACUCAAUCAUCCCAUUCGAGGUGGUCUUUAUGAUCCUGCUUUGGGAGUUUAACCACAUGAAAGAGGUACAAGAUGUGUAACAUGUGGUUAAGAGAACAUGGAUUGUACAGGACAUGUAGGCCAUAUUGAAUUGCUACUUCCUGUUUACAAUCCAUAUUUAGUAAAUUAGCUAAUGAGUUUAAUGAGAUCAAAAUGCUAUUAUUGCCAUAAGUUAAGAAUAACAAAAGAUAGAAAAAAGUUUUAUAAAAACAAUUUUAAGUUACUAAGGUUAGGGAGAUUGAUUGAAAUGAAAAAGUAUUAAAAGCUAUACAUGACAAAAGUGAGACUCAACAAAUAAACUAAGAAUGCAUCAGAUAAUAGGAAAUAAUCUAUAACUGCUACUGAUACAUCAAGAAAAGGAAGCGAUCAUAGGAAAGGAAGUGAUAAUAAAAUGCAAAGUGAUUAAGAAACAGCACCUUAAGAAUUCUUAGAUAUUGAGGAUGUUAAAUAAUAAAUCUAAGAAAUUCUUGAUAUAUUAUAAGUAAAAAAACAUCAAUCUGAAUAUAUUGAUGGAAUAAAUUAAACUAGUCACAUAUUACAAGAACUUAAAAUUUUGACAAAAUAAUUUUUCAAAGAUAUCAAUAAAAAAUGUCCUCAUUGCAAUAAAGUUUCACCGAAUGUCAGAAAGGAAGGUGUAAGUAAAUUCUUUUUAAUGGAAAAAAGUGAAAAAGGAAACAAGGAUACUUAAGAUGAUUAACAAUAAUAAGGUUCUAAUAAAAAGAAAAAUCAUUAUUUAAAUCCAAUGGAAAUUUCAGAACAUAUACAUUAAUUAUGGCGUUGGGAUUAAGAUUUAUUAAAAUAUAUAUAUGGUAGUAUUUAUGUUAAUGCUAACACAUUAAAGAAUGCAAAAAAGGGAUAUGAAUUAAAAAAGAUUUCUCCUGAAAAUUUUUUUAUUGAAGUAUUAAUUGUUCCAGCUAAUCGAUAUAGACCUGAAAAUAAGGUAAAUGAUCAAACAUUUUUGCAUGGUCAUACUGUCACUUAUACAAGAAUUUUGGAAUACAAUUAAGAAUUAAAAGUAUUGAUAACUAAUAUGACAAAUGCUCCUGCUUAAACAUAAAGCAGUAUGGAAGCAUUGAAAUAAUCAGAUCAUAUGAAAAAUAAUUUAAAGAAAAUUAUAAGAUUAGAUACUAUAAUGUAGAAAUGGUUAGAACUUUAAGAUUGUGUAGUUGGAUUAGUGAAUUCUGAAAGAGCUUAAAAUAAAUAAAAUAGAGAAACUCCUGGAGUAAAAUAAUUAUUAGAAAGAAAAUAAGGAUUGUUUAGAAUGAAAAUGAUGGGAAAAAGAGUUAAUUUUGCUUGUAGAUCAGUAAUUUCACCAGAUCCAUUAUUGAGUACUAAUGAAGUAGGAGUUCCAACAGUAUUAGCUAGAAAAUUAAUUAUACCAGAGAAUGUAAAUUCAUUAAAUUAAUAAUAUGUGGCUGAUUUGAUUAUGAAUGGACCUGUUUAUCCAGGAGCAUUGUAUUUUUAAGAGGAUGGUAAGAAAAUUGCACUUGAAUAUUUAACACCAUAAUAAAGAAUGGCAAUUGUAAGAGAGUUAGGAAGUGGAGAAAAUAAAGUUGUAUGGAGACAUUUAAGAACUGGAGAUGUAAUGCUUUUUAAUAGAUAACCAAGUCUUCAUAAACCUAGUAUUAUGGGACAUAUUGUAAGAGUAUUACCAAAUGAAUAAACAAUUAGAUUUCAUUAUGCAAAUUGUAAAUCAUAUAAUGCAGAUUUUGAUGGUGAUGAAAUGAAUCUUCAUUUUAUUUAAAGUAUGAUUGGAAGAGCUGAAGGUUAUAAUAUUGCAUUAAAUGAUUAUCAAUAUAUAUCAUAAACAAAUGGUAAACCAUUGAGAGAAUUGAUGCAAGAUAUGAUUGUAAGUAGUGUAUUUUUAACAUUAAGAGAUACAUUUCUUACAAAAUAAUAAUAUAUGUAAUUAAUUUACACAUCAAUUUGGAGUUUAUUUGAGAAAAACAGUUAAAAGAUUGAAUUAGUUCAACCUGCAAUUCUUAAACCAAAAUAAUUAUGGACUGGUAAGUAAUUGAUAAGCAAUAUUAUCAAAAUUAUAGUUGGUUUGAAUGGAUAUGAUCCAGAUAUUGGAUUAAAUCUUGAGUCAAAAUGUAAAUUGUCAUCUAAAGAAUUACCAGGAAUGGCAUCAGAUGAUAUAUAAGUAUUAAUAAAAGACAAUGAAUUAUUAUUGGGAAUUGUAGAUAAAAAUUAAGUUGGUUCUGGUGCAGAUUAUGGUAUGAUGCAUGCUUUUCAUGAAUUAUAUGGACCUAAGAUGACAGGAUAAUUAUUAACUGGUUUUGCUCGUCUCUUUGCUGCAUAUUUAUAAUAUCAUGGGUUUACAUGUGGAAUGGAUGAUCUUAUAGUAGAUGAAGUACAUGAUGAAAAAAGAAGAGUAUUAAUAGAAGAGAAUUUAAAGAAAGGUGUUAAGUAAGCUGCUGAAUAUUGUGGUUAUAAUUCAUAAAUACCAGAAUCAAUUAAUUUAUUUAAUAGAUCAAAUUUUAUAUUUGAAAAUGGAUAAUACAAUCAUCCAAAAUACUAAUAAGAUGUUCAUUAUUUCUCAUAUGAUCAUCAAAUUUAUGAAGCAUUAAGAUAAAAAAUAUUAAUAGAAAAACAUUAAGAAGAGGCUUUAGAUUAAGAAUAUAAGAAAGCAAUGACUAAAGUAACUUCAGAAAUAGUAGGUUCAACUUUGGGAGGAUUAUAGAAAUUGUUCCCAUUAAACUUAUUUUCAAUGAUGACUAUGACAGGUGCCAAAGGAAGUAAUGUGAAUCAUUCACAAGUAUCUGCACUUUUGGGAUAACAAGAAUUAGAAGGUAGAAGAGUACCUUUAAUGCCAACAGGUAGAUCUCUACCUUCAUUUUUACCAUAUGAUCCUAAUCCAAGAGCAGGUGGUUAUGUGGCAGAUAGAUUUUUGACAGGAUUAAGACCAUAAGAGUUUUUCUUCCAUUGUAUGGCUGGUAGAGAAGGUUUAAUUGACACAGCUGUAAAAACAAGUAGAAGUGGAUAUUUAUAAAGAUGUCUAAUAAAACAUUUAGAAGGAUUGAUUGUUUAAUAUGAUUUAACAGUUAGAGAUAAUGAUGGAUCAUUAAUUUAAUUAUUUUAUGGAGAAGAUGGUAUUGAUACAACAAAAACUAAAUAUUUAGAGAAGUUUAGUUUCUUAGCUUAAAAUAAUUAACAUUAUAAAAAACUAUAUAGAGUAUAAGAGAUGAAAUAACAUUUCUAAACUUUAGAUGGUACUUCUGUAGAAUUAGAAAAUGAUACUUUAAUGAAUGUUUAUAAUCCAUCUUAAAAUUUAGGAGCUGUUUCAAUGAAAGUUUAAUCUACAAUGAAUGAAUAUUUACAAAAAUGUUAAAAUGAACUUCAGUAAAAAAAAAUAUCUAAUAAAUAAUUUAAAUCAUUAGCAAAUAUUAGAUAUCUAAGAGCAUUGAUGCAUCCAGGAGAAGCAGUAGGAUGUGUAGCUGCUUAAUCAAUAGGAGAACCUUCAACUUAGAUGACUCUAAAUACUUUUCAUUUAGCAGGACAUGGUGAAAAAAAUGUCACAUUAGGUAUUCCUAGAUUGAGAGAAAUUUUAAUGACUGCAACAAAAAAAUAAAAAACACCAACUAUGUCUCUUUAAUUCUUGAAUGCUAAUAUUGAGAAAUCAUAAGCAGAUAGAUAUGCAAAAAGAAUGUCAAAAUUAGUAUUUUUAGAAUUAGUUAAUAAUAUUAAAGUUAGAGAAUACAAAAGAUUAACAGAGAAUGGAAUUCCACUUCAUUCAUAAUUAAGAGGAGUUAUAUAUGAAAUUGAUGUUGAAUUAGAAGAUUUGAAUUAAAUCAAAUAUGUUUUUGGAAUUUCAGAAGAUUAAAUAAAAAAUGUAAUAUAUUUAUUAAAUUUUUAUAGAAAAUUAAUCAUGUAUUUAUUCCAUUAUUAUUGAAAAUAAUUCAAGCAGAAUUAAAUAAGAAUUCAUCAAGAUGUGUUGAGAAAACCAGUUUCCUAAAAAGUAAAGAAAAUGAAGCUAAAAAAUAAAGAAAGGGAUCUGAUGAUGAAGAAGAUGAAGAUGAAGAUUAAUAAUAAGAAGAAUAAGAUGAUUUAUCUGAACUUAAUUAAGAUGAAGAAGUACUAAAUAUAAUUAAUUAAACAUUUGAAUAAUCAGCUUAAUAAUAUGAUAUUUUUGAAGAAUCACAUUAAUAAUAAUAAGAAUCACCAAAAAAAUAAAAUCCUAAAAAAGAAUAAUAAUAAUUAACACCUUAAAUAACAUAACAUAAAUAUUUAGAAAAGGCUGAAGUACAAAAAUAACUUAUAAAAGUUGUUAUUAAAUUACCUUUAAAUAGUAAAAAAAUGUUAAUGACAAAUGUUGUUAAGAAAACAUUGUCAAAUACAGUAAUUAAUGAAAUUAAAGGAAUUAAUAAAGCAAAAAUCAUAAAGAAUGAUAAAAGUGGAGGUGCAUCUUUUAUGAUAUACACAGAAGGAGUCAAUUUAAAUAAAAUUAGAAAUUUCGAUUUUAUAAAUUUAAAUAAUAUUGAUUGUAAUGAUAUUGUAGCAAUUAUGAAUGCUUUUGGUAUUGAAGCUGCUAGAAAUGCCAUAAUUAAAGAAAUUUUAGCAGUAUUUGGAGCUUAUGGUGUUGCUGUUGAUUAUAGACAUUUAUAUUUAAUUGCAGAUUAUAUGACUUUUGGAGGACAAAUAAGAGCUAUGAAUAGAAUAUAUAUGGAUGUAAAUAUUUAUAUUAAUAUAAUAGUUCAAUACUGCUCCAUUUGGUAAAAUGACUUUUGAAACAUCAACUUAAUUUUUAACUAAUGCUUGUUUGAAUAGAGAAACUGAUACUUUUAAUAAUAUAAGUUCAUAAUUAGUAAUAGGAAGAGUUCCAAAAGUAGGAUCAAAUUUGUGUGAUAUUUUAUAUUAAUUUGAAACAGAGGAAUGA